Psilocybe cubensis is the source of this 1527-nucleotide messenger RNA. RefSeq lists its product as uncharacterized. Gene Ontology annotation, biological process: transmembrane transport. NCBI's taxonomy places the organism in Eukaryota, Fungi, Basidiomycota, Agaricomycetes, Agaricales, Agrocybaceae. The transcript is spliced from 7 exons. The coding region runs from base 1 to 1527 and encodes 508 amino acids. The record is from RefSeq and is a predicted model, not a curated record. Gene Ontology annotation, molecular function: transmembrane transporter activity.
AUGCGGGUGUACAAUGAAGACUCCGAACGCGAGGUUCAAUCCACACAAGUUAACGAGGGCGAGGCAGAUAAGAAGCAAACACCAUUGCCAAUCUUACCCCUACUCAGCGUAUUCUUGAUUCAACUCGGAGAGCCCAUAGCCGCCACGGUUAUUUAUCCCUUCAUUGCGCAGUUCGUUCGGGAGAUGGAUAUCACGGGAGGAGACGAGAAGAAGAUUGGGUAUUACGCUGGCAUAAUUGAGUCUGCGUUCUUCUUCUCUCAAGGACUGAGCGUGGUCCAGUGGGGAUACUUAUCGGAUAGAUAUGGUCGACGGCCUAUUCUUCUUUGCGGCCCACUCGGCGUGGCAUUUUCCAUGUUAAUGUUCGGAUCUUCGACCACCUUUGCGGGAAUGGUUGCCGCGCGCUGUUUGCAAGGCAUAUUUAACGGCAAUAUAGGCAAGAAAUCUGUCAUUUUUACCUAUAUACGACAAGAAUUUAUCUUGUGUUUGAUAGGCAUAUCUAAGAGCGUUAUCGCCGAGCUUACUGACUCUACUAAUAGAGGUGAUGCGUUUGCCUUUAUUCCGCUCAUGUGGAGCAUAGGAUCAACUACUGGACCUAUUCUCGGUGGCUCAUUGUCGAAUCCAGCAACUCGAUGGCCUGAAACCUUAGGACAUAUAUCCUACUUGAAGACACAUCCAUAUUUCCUGCCUUGUUUUGUUGCCGCUUUCUUUGCGUUUAUUUCAUUUUUGAUCGUAUGUUUUGUCUUGGAGGAGACAUUGCCGUCCAAAGCUACUAGAAUCCCGCCCAAGCAAAAUUCCACCGAUGUUUGUUCACUCAAAACCACAAGUCCACUGCUAGAACACGGAGAAGGUACAGGCUACGGCAGUAGUACAGACGCCCCGGGACGUUCGAACAGCAAUCAACAUCAACAUCAGGGAGUGAGGACUGACAAUUUUCGCGACGCUUUCACUCGGCCCGUCAUGUCUAUACUUCUCAACUACGCUUUUCUGGCAUUUUUAGACAUGUGUUACGGAGUUCUUUUACCAUUGAUGUACUCAACGUCAAUCCGGAACGGAGGGCUUGGAUUGGAUCCUUCUCGCAUAGGCGCAACACUCGGUGCAUUUGGGCUGGUGAACUCCAUCGUUCAACUCAACUUUCUCGGGCGAUUUAUCAGAAAGUAUGGUCCACGAAAAAGAGCCGGUGAAGUCGAUCAUAUAGUGAUUGCCUGUAUGACGUUCCAGCUUGCUUGCCAAAUGUUUAUUUUUGCGGCAUAUGGCUCCAUACAGGUGCUUUUGGUUGAAAGCAUCCCAGAAGGUGGUCCUCUGGGAACUGUGAACGGAGUCAGCCAAAUGAUUGGUGCUGCGAUGCGUUGCAUAGCCCCAACCUUCGCGUCAUCACUCUUCUCAGUGUCCCUUCAGCGUAAUCUUGCUGGCGGAAAUAUGGUCUACUACAUCCUCAUAACGAUUGCAUUACUGGGCAUCUGUUGCACCCGCCUACUUCCGAGUGGUUCUAAAAAGAGAAUGAUCCCUCAGUCGCAGCCCACAGCUUGA